This is a messenger RNA of Suillus clintonianus, 1755 nucleotides long. RefSeq lists its product as uncharacterized. Bases 1 to 1755 code for a protein of 584 amino acids. NCBI's taxonomy places the organism in Eukaryota, Fungi, Basidiomycota, Agaricomycetes, Boletales, Suillaceae. The transcript has 4 exons. The record is from RefSeq and is a predicted model, not a curated record.
AUGGCGAUUCAGGCCUCUGAUUAUGCCAAUGGUACGGACUCGGGCUCGUCAGUUAAAAUCCGCUUCCUCGGAGUUACCUCCUCAGCGAGUCACACCAGUGAAACCCAGGUCGAGGGUUGGACAGAGACCAUCUCAGACAUCUCUACUGUCUUCAACAAUAGUCCUCUUGCCCACCAUUCACACGAGAUACUCGACCUCGCAGGCUUUCUCCACAAACUCAAGGGCAUGAAUGGCGACCAUGCCAGUGAUGUCAAGAAAACCAGGCAUCUCAUCGAGCAGUGGAAGCACGAGAGCAUUCGUAUUUCCCUUGGACAUGAAGCUAUCAUCGAAAUGUCAUCUGAAGACUUAAAGCCACUUCUUGAUGAUGCCGAAAGUUCAAAGGUUGCCGAGCUUGGUGGUCAUGACUCCUGGAUUUCGUUAUCGGCUGAAGACCAUCAGCAGCACUGGAGUCAGAUCAUGGACAUGCUUGCAUUGCGGUUAGGUACAGAGUGCUUUGACCAGCUUCCUGCAGAAAUUCAGCGAGAGCACGACCUCUUCUUUUUUGGACUCAAUGCUGUGAAGGGUGGUAACACUGCCAUGAUGGCAGUCUGGGAUUCAAAAGAGAGUUCUGAUAGGCCCGUUCUUCUCGCAAACAAGGACAACGAUGCGACAAUUCGCCUGUCAUCAUUAUCAGAUGGUUCAUCGGCUGCAGUUGAGCGUGCACUCAAGCUAACGAAACAUGGAGCAGCCAAGCUGAUCGAGAUCGCGGGUAAUAUACUGAAUCACAAGGACGACAAGAAGGGACUUCAGGACUUUCACCAUCUCAUGAUGGAAGAGUUGACUGACGGUGCUUGUUCUUCAUUCCCCGACACCAGCAACACCAGGUACCAAACAUAUGGUGCAGCUGCAUGUCAUAUCAUCAAAUUUUGGCCCCAGUACAUCGAACUACUCGAGCUCGCACGUAUUUCCAAGGAGAACGAGACAUUCAACCAACCAUAUGGAGAAGAAUCUUUAUGCUGGCCUUCAUUGCUGGAGAACUCGCUUGGAAUUCACGAGCUUGGUGCACUCUGGGGGGAGCCUUGGGAAGAUCCGACCACCAUCACUGCCUGUCUCGAUCUUUACGACAGCCUUACCUUGGAGCAGCAGGACCUUGCAAAAGAGCUUCUUUGUGCAUUUUUCAAGGGCGAACUCAAACCUAUGAACGAUUUACACUCGAGUUUGCGCCUGGUGGUCUGGUUGCAACAUCAACACAAGCCGAAAGGGAUGCCGCUCACAUGCCUGCCACGAAUGAUGCUAACAAAGCUGAUGUUCAAUCGCAAUAACACGCAGGCCUUCAUGAACGCACACUUUACAACCGAUGACCAUAAAUACACGAUGCUUCUAGCAUGGAAGAAGGAGAAGAUCGCAAGAAAGAAGAAGCAGAAGGCCGUUGAGAGGGCAUCAAAGAAGGCACACAUCGAAGAGACACUCAACGCUACACAGAUUGUCUUUGAUUGGGUCGUUAUCGAAAAAAUGAAUGUUCGGACACUUGAUGCACAACUCGACAAGCUGAAGGCUCUCGGUGUCCCAGACAUCAAGCCAAAGUCUCGGCGUGGUGUAUGGGCUGUCAAACUCCAAUCUCUCAUGACGGCACUCGCAUCUUACUUCAACAUGCUGUUGCAAACUCCAGUGGAGCCAGUUUUGCCUCAAAACCUGGAGGACACCACAGAUACCCACGGAGAUGAGCUUAUUGAGUCGUAUGGGGAGGAAGAUGAUAUGGACUUUGAUGAUGAGUAG